Molecule: messenger RNA, 2863 nt
Organism: Cornus florida
Lineage: Eukaryota; Viridiplantae; Streptophyta; Magnoliopsida; Cornales; Cornaceae
Product: phytyl ester synthase 2, chloroplastic-like
Exons: 14
Coding region: 424-2511 (695 amino acids)
Cellular component (GO): membrane
Source: RefSeq, a predicted model, not a curated record
UUAUCAUUGAAUUAUCAGAACUACUGCAUAAAGAACACAUCAAAUUUUUACAACAAUGUUUGAACAACCCUAACUUGGAAAACCAAUUCUAUUAGGCCAUGCAAUUUAUUUUUGCAAAAAAUAUGUAUAUAACAGAAGAUAAAAAAAAGACAACUUUUUGAAUCAUAAUUUUGAGAAAAUCCCCUUUCAAUUUUUAUAAAUAAAACUUUGAAUCAAACAAAUCACUCAUCACCAAACUAAACCAUCUCCUUAUUUGGUCAACGCACGGAAUCAUUCAUUCUUUUGAAAAAAAUAUACCGUUAAUUAUAGUAUUAAUUUAUAUAGUAUAUUUUCACAUGGAGAGAGAACGAGAAGGUCCAUCACCACCAGUGAGCACACAAGGUAAAGAGUAGUGCCAGAAAAAUAGGCCUUCGUUCAUAUGAUAUGAUGGCGGCCACCGGAACAGUUUUCGUCGCCGCCGCUUCAUCCCCGAUAUUUCGCCGCCACAUUUCAUUGCCAGUCGCCGGAAUAUCGACAAAGAAAACAAAUCUUUCGGUAUCGACAUCGCUCAACACUCGGCCAUCACUUGAUGUGUCGACCGAAAAACCACCGACCACCAGGAGUGUUUCAGAGAACGGAAGCUUGGAGAAGAAACGCGAGGAUGAGUUGGAGGUUGAUCAACGCUUGAGUUUGAAUGAUUACUUUGAACAAUCAAAGGAUUUGAUCAGAUCGGACGGUGGACCUCCUCGUUGGUUUUCGCCCUUGGACUGCGCCUCUCGUCUAAACAACUCUCCUCUCCUCCUAUUUCUUCCCGGAAUUGAUGGUGUUGGACUUGGACUUAUUUCACAUCAUCAAAGACUAGGAGAGAUCUUUGAUAUAUGGUGCUUGCAUAUUCCGGUGUUGGAUCGAACGACAUUUGCAGACCUGGUGAAGCUGGUCGAAAGAACAGUAAAGUCAGAGAAUUACCGCUCACCUAACAGACCCAUAUAUCUUGUUGGAGAAUCUUUAGGGGGCUGCAUGGCACUAGCUGUUGCUGCAUGUAACCCUGAUAUAGAUCUUAUACUAAUUUUGGCUAACCCAGCUUCGUGCUUCGACAAGUCUCAGAUACAACCUCUAAUACCUUUAUUUACAAUCAUGCCUGAGCAGCUGCAGCCCCAAGUUAGCCUGCGUUAUAUGCUGAGUUUAAUGGCAGGCGAUCCUUUAAAGAUGGUGAGGGCGACCAUGGAGAAAGGACUGGCUCCGCAACAAACAUUUGGAGAGCUAUCACAGGGUGUGUUAGCAAUGUCGUCUUACGUUUCUGUUCUGGAUGAUAUUUUACCUAGAGAGACGCUUCUCUGGAAGCUGCAGAUGCUUAAAUCAGCUUCAGCAUUUGUCAAUUCACGUCUCCAUGCCGUCAAAGCUCAGACGCUGAUACUUUCCAGUGGGAGGGAUCAGUUGCUACCAAGUCUGGAGGAAGGUGAGAGACUUCGUCAACUGCUGCCAAAUUGUCAGAUUCGUAAGUUUAAUAACAGUGGUCAUUUCCUCUUCUUGGAAGAUGGUUUUGAUUUGGUGACUACAAUAAAGGGUGCUGGCUUCUAUCGUCAUGCAAGAUAUCUUGACUAUGUCUCAGAUUACGUCCCACCUGGCCCUUCUGAAUUCAAGCAAAUAUAUGAACCUUAUAGAUGGCUUGAUGUGGCUACUGGUCCUGUGAUGCUCUCUACUUUAGAGAAUGAGAAGAUCGUGCGGGGCCUUGCAGGGAUUCCUUCUGAAGGACCUGUGUUAUUUGUUGGCUAUCACAUGCUGCUAGGGUGGGAAUUGGUUCCUUUGGUAUCCCGUUUUUGGAUUGAAAAGAAUAUUGUUGUAAGAGGGAUAGCUCAUCCAAUGAUGUUCACAAAAUUGAGAGAUGGAAAAUUACCUGAUUUAUCAACAUAUGAUGCAUACAGAAUUAUGGGUGCAGUUCCUGUAUCAGGAACUAAUAUUUUUAAACUUCUUUCUUCAAAGUCCCAUGUCCUACUAUAUCCAGGGGGCAUGCGUGAGGCUCUUCAUCGCAAGGGGGAAGAAUACAAGUUAUUCUGGCCAGAGCAAUCUGAGUUUGUCAGGAUGGCUGCUAGGUUUGGAGCCAAAAUUAUACCUUUUGGUGCUGUUGGAGAAGAUGAUGUUGGUGAAUUAUUUUUGGAUUAUGAUGAUCUAAUGAAGAUCCCUUAUUUUAAGGCCGAAAUAAAUGACCUAACAGAAGAAAGUGUGAAAUUGAGGACUGACAUUGGUGGAGAGGUCGCGAACCAAGAUGUACAUCUUCCAAUAAUUCUACCAAAACCUCCAGGCCGCUUUUAUUUCUACUUCGGAAAGCCAAUUGAAACAGAAGGGAGGAAGCAGGAAUUAAGGAGCAGGGAAAAAGCACAUGAACUAUAUUUAGAAGUCCAGUCUGAAGUUGAGAAAUGCAUUGCGUAUUUGAAGGAGAAACGAGAGAAGGAUCCAUAUAGGAAUAUAUUUCCCCGGUUAAUUUACCAGGCCACGCAUGGGUUCGAUUCUGAAGUCCCUACAUUUGAACUUUAAUUAUUUGCCCCAUCAAAGGUGAGUCCCUACAUCUCCUCAUAAAAAUUGAGAUAAUAAAGAAAAUGGACUACAAUAAAUAGAGAUCGAGAUAAUAGAGAAAAUGGAGACAUAUUGUUGGAAUGUAGAAUUUCUUAAUUGGUCACAAGAAGCGUGUUUCGAAGAACGUACGAAAAGAGCUAUCAUUUACAGAAGCCUCUGUUUUUAGUGAGCUAGACUGUCUAUGAUCAGCCAAUAGUGAGACUAGUUCUACCAUUUCCCAAACAGUUGUAUGUGGUAUGUUCCAUACUUUUGUAAAGAACCAAAGUCCAUACAAAUUUAUGUGAAGGUGAUGUAAAACUUUCAUUUUUGGUAA